Molecule: messenger RNA, 1029 nt
Organism: Lodderomyces oxycetoniae
Lineage: Eukaryota; Fungi; Ascomycota; Pichiomycetes; Serinales; Debaryomycetaceae
Gene: VPS51
Product: Vps51p
Exons: 1
Coding region: 1-1029 (342 amino acids)
Source: RefSeq, a predicted model, not a curated record
AUGUCUUCGCUGUCACCGGCAUUGUCCUAUAAGAAACCUCGAAAAGAUCACAUAUCGUCAUCUUCUUCUACACCUACAACGCCAAUCUUGAAUACUAGCUCCCCCAACUUGUCUAUUGCUUCCUCGACUGAUUCAGCGGUGACAGAUGCACGACAUCCGCAUCUGGUACAGCAAAACACACAUCGCAAAAUUUCAAAUAGGCGCAAAGCUUUACAAGAGUUUUAUCACUUACAGCUGAAUAAACAACAAGAAACUGAUGCAGGGUCUGGAACAGGGUUAGGAACAGGGGAGAAUAAUUCUUCCACCCUCAAAAGUCCAGCAUUACGCUCUACCGCGGCUGCUGUUGCCAAUCUGAAUUUGGAUCAUCACAAAAUUGACACUGUGGAGGACAUCGGAAAGUUUAUAGAAGAUUCAUCAAUGGUUGAAAUUUUGAAACUUCGAAACUCCCUUCAAGCAAAGAUAAAUUCUUCAAAUCAACGUAAGAAGGAAAUAAUGUACGAUAAUUACCACGAAUUGAUCAAAUUGAGCAAAACAUUGAGUAAAUUUUGUGAGUCAAAAGUAUCAAUGUCUUUUCAGCCCGAAUGUGUAGAUAAUUUGAGUGGAUUCAAAAUAUUCAAACAAAACUCAGACUCGUCCGUCAACGAUGAAAUUGACUUUGACACAUAUAUGGAUGACUCCAUAAAGGAAUUAACUGGGUUCAAUGAAACUCGAGUGAAGAAAAUGACUUUGGGCGGGUUCGACCAAGUUCUUGAUCGUUUGAUUCAAGAUGCAGCCGAAUCAGAUACCAACGCUAGUAUCAUUGGUAUCAGCGAUAUAAAUGGAGGAAAUGACAUUGUAUCACAUGGUGACGAAGAGAAACCCCAAGUACUAGCAAAUGAAAUAGAUUACAUUUUGGGCCUACCGAAUAUGGAUUUGUCUGAAGAGGAAAAAGAACGGGCUCUUUCAACUAUUGAGAAAAGAUUGUGCAGUUUGGGUGCAGACACAACAUUGUGGCACAGGAUCAACCUUGUAAAGUUGCUGAUACUGUAA